UUUUCCAUCAGGGAUAAAUGUAGUAUAUUGGUUACAAUCACGCUUGUGAUUGGAUACAACUUUUACAGAAAGUUACGGAGGUCCCUAUAGAAUCUAGACGGCUGGACAAACAAUUUUCGCAGUACUAAUCCAAAAUGUCACGAAUUCUUGCAAGCAAUAAAUUAUCGGGCUCUGGCGAUGGUGUGGACAUUUCAAUUAAAAUUGAAACACCUUUCUCAACCCCUCCCAGAUCUCCCAUGCUGGCUCCGAAGCCCACAUCUGCAAAAAGUGCGCAAAAAAAGAUUACCGGCCAACUUCUACAAAUAAACAAAAUUACACAGCUCGCGACCAAUCCAAAAGUUACCAGAAGAAGAUCUUUGACACUGUCAGAAAUUAACCUUUCCAAACCAUCAAAUACCAAAAAACGGCUCCCUGAAAUUCAGUCAUCCCCACCCUCCAAGUUCGCAAAGAAAAUGUCACCGACCAAAGAUGCCGGUCAUCGGAUUUACCAACUGCUACUAUUGAAUGCCUGGCGCAGACAAAAGUCUAAAACCAGCGAGGUUCUUGAAACGUUACAGGGUCUUGAGGCGCAGAAUUCCCAAUUGGUAUUACAAAUAGAUGCGCUUCAUCAAUUGCGUUCGUCGGAAAAUGAAAAACGAAAUCAAGCGCUUGCCGACGUGAAUCAUCUUGAGAUCGAGAUUGACAAGCGCGAAAAAGAAAAUGAUAAUUUAAAGGAGGAUACUGCUGCUCUAAAGACACAGUUAAAGAGCACCCAGGAAGGUAUCAUGCAAACGAACUUGCAAACUCAAAAUGUUAAGAACAGUCUAAUGACUAGUCUUAAUGAUAUUUUUGACACAAAAUGUCACUUAGGGAUCGAACAGAAGAAAAGUAAGACUUUGCUUGAUGAAACUAAACUGUUAACCACGCAGGCGUCCGAUAUGAAAAACGAAAUAGUUAAACUUCGCGAUGAAGUUCAAAAUUUAGAGAAACAGCUUUCAUCCACGGAGCACAAACUUAAGGAGAACUCGGUUUCCGCCAACAAUUAUGAACUCGAGACAGCGAAAUUAAUGGCUGAAAUUAUAGAAGAGGAAGCAAAGGAAAAAGUGUUAGUGGAACAAAAUGCCAGAUUGAAAGCAAAUUUUGCGAUGGUUCAAGACGAUUUAAGGAAAGAAUCUAAACGAGAUUCUUGGAGAAAUGUUCAAGAUCUUGCGACUACUUUUGUUGAUUUGACGAAAACAGUGUUGAUUGCGAUGUUGCCAGCGUUACCAAGCAAUGUGUUUAAUAAGAAAUAAUGAUUUCUUUACGUUAUAAGGUUUAAUCAAAUAGUCGUUUUCUAACAAUAUGAUCGUUUUCUUGAGCUAAAGGGGGUUCAGAUUAUUGUUUGUUUCUUAAAAAACUGUUAGAUACUUCUACAUAAUAAAAAAAUUUGCUACAAAUGA
This is a messenger RNA of Photinus pyralis (common eastern firefly), 1418 nucleotides long. Its product is annotated as ERC protein 2-like. The record is from RefSeq and is a predicted model, not a curated record. The transcript is spliced from 7 exons. The coding region runs from base 135 to 1271 and encodes 378 amino acids. Lineage: Eukaryota; Metazoa; Arthropoda; Insecta; Coleoptera; Lampyridae.